AUGGAGUCUCAGGAGUCGUUCGACCUCAAGUCGGAUGAUAGUUGUGAGACUUGUCUACUUGGAAAAAUGACAAAAUCACCCUUCACUGGUACUUGUGCAAGGGGUGAGGUUUUGUUGGACCUUAUACAUACUGAUGUAUGUGGACCAUUCAAAACCGCCACAAGGGAUGCUAAUCGCUAUUAUGUGACUUUCAUUGAUGAUUUUAGUAGAUAUGGUUAUGUCUACUUAAUCAAACAUAAGUCAGAAACUUUUGAAAGGUUUAAAGAGUUUAAACAGGAAGUAGAAAAUCAAUUGGGCAGGAACAUUAAGAUGCUUCGAUCCGAUCGAGGUGGUGAGUAUCUUAGUACUGAGUUCCUCGACUAUCUUAAGGAGUGUGGGAUUGUCUCACAAUUGACACCUCCCAGGACACCACAGCUGAAUGGUGUAGCUGAGAGGCGCAAUCGAACUUUGUUGGACAUGGUUUGCUCUAUGAUGAGUCGAGCUUCGCUACCAAUCUCUUUUUGGGGGUAUGCCUUAGAGACUGCCGCCCACAUCCUUAAUCUAGUCCCUACAAAGAAGGUUGCCAAAACACCUCAUGAGAUGUGGACUGGGAAAGUUCCCAAUUUGGACCACAUCAAGAUUUGGGGUUGCGAGGCUUUCGUGAGGCGCGAGACUCAUGACAAGCUCGAACCUCGAAGUGAAAGGUGUAUUUUCAUCGGCUACCCACAAAAAUACUUUGGUUACCUCUUCUACAGACCCAGAACCUCAGACACUAGCAAUCAACUUGAGGAGGAAAUUUCUGUUGAUCCAGCUGACGAGUCUAUACUUCCGAGGCGUUCCACAAGGGUUAGGAACACACCUGAGUUUUAUUAUGGAUUUCAUAUUACUACGGAAGGUGAUACAUUUAUCAGUGACAGUACACUGGUAAAUCUGGAUGAACCUAACAGUGUUAAGGAAGCCGUGGCAGGCCCAGAGUCUGCUAAAUGGAAGGAGGCAAUGGACAUCGAGAUACAGUCCAUGUAUGACAAUCAAGUUUGGAACUUGGUUGACAAUGUACCAGGCCGUAAGACAGUCGGGUGCAAAUGGAUCUUCAAGAAGAAGACCGACAUGGAUGGGAAGGUGCACACUUAUAAGGCUCGACUGGUUGCGAAGGGGUUUACUCAGACUCAUGGAAUUGAUUAUGAUGAAACCUUUUCACCAGUAGCAAAGAUUAAGUCUAUUAGGGUUAUGCUAUCCAUUGCUGCAUUUCAUGAUUAUGAAAUAUGGCAAAUGGAUGUCAAAACCGCUUUCCUUAACGGAAAGUUGGCUGAGGAUGUUUACAUGAAUCAGCCAGAAGGUUUUGUCAGUGCAGAGUACCCCAAUAAAGUGUGCAAGCUUGAGAAAUCCAUUUAUGGAUUGAAACAAGCAUCUCGAAGUUGGAAUCUUUGUUUCGAUGAGAACGUUAAAGAGUUUGGUUUCUCAAGAAGUGAAGAUGAGUCCUGCGUGUAUGUCAGAGCUAGUGGGAGUAUAGUUAGUUUUUUGGUACUGUAUGUGGAUGACAUACUACUCAUAGGAAAUGACAUCCCAACCUUGCAGGAGGUUAAGUCCUGGCUUGGGAAGUGCUUUGCUAUGAAGGACCUUGGAGAAGCUACCUAUAUCCUAGGGAUAAGGAUAUUAAGAGAAAGGAGUAAAAGACUAAUUGGACUUAGUCAGAGUAUCUACUUGGAUAAGGUGUUGAAAAGGUUCAACAUGCAGAAUUCCAAGAAAGGAGAAUUACCGAUCCAAAGCAAUGCCAAACUGAGCAAGGCUCAGAGCCCGAGUACAGAAGAUGAGAUAGCUGAGAUGAGUCGAUUACCUUAUGCUUCCGUUGUUGGUUCGAUCAUGUAUGCUAUGACUUGUACUCGUCCUGAUGUGGCCUUCGCUUUGAGCAUGGUCAGCAGAUAUCAGGGGAACCCUGGCAAGGCUCAUUGGACUGCGGUAAAGAAUAUUCUCAACUUUCAGACUGAUAGGGAUAACUUCCGCUCUCAGUCGGGCUGGGUCUUUACCUUAAAUGGAGGGGCAAUCACUUGGAAGAGUUCCAAACAGGAGACUGUAGCUGAUUCGACUUGUGAAUCAGAGUACAUAGCAGCGAGUGAAGCGGCAAAGGAGACGAUAUGGCUGAGGAACUUCAUCGGAGACCUUGGAGUUGUACCAGCUAUUAAGGAGCCUAUGGAGAUUUUCUGUGACAGCAAUAGUGCGGUUGCCUUAGCCAAGGAACCAAGAGAUCAUGGCAGAUCCCGACACAUUGACAGAAAAUAUCACUUCAUAAGACACAAGAUAGAAGAGGGACUCCUCGUGGCAAAGAGGGUAUCGUCAGAUGAGAACCCUGCGGAUCCCCUUACGAAGGGACUGACGAGGGUUAGCAUUUGCAGCAUGCGAGGCGCAUCGGGCUGA
Lactuca virosa is the source of this 2391-nucleotide messenger RNA. NCBI's taxonomy places the organism in Eukaryota, Viridiplantae, Streptophyta, Magnoliopsida, Asterales, Asteraceae. The record is from the annotation of a GenBank genome assembly.